Molecule: messenger RNA, 9512 nt
Organism: Centropristis striata (black sea bass)
Lineage: Eukaryota; Metazoa; Chordata; Actinopteri; Perciformes; Serranidae
Product: membrane-associated phosphatidylinositol transfer protein 2-like
Exons: 27
Coding region: 1064-5482 (1472 amino acids)
Biological process (GO): phospholipid transport
Cellular component (GO): cytoplasm
Molecular function (GO): phosphatidylcholine binding; phosphatidylinositol binding; phosphatidylcholine intramembrane carrier activity
Source: RefSeq, a predicted model, not a curated record
GCCACCGGAAAAUAGGCGACCAAUCCUUCAGAAUUAAAUUCUAAAUUGAGAUUUUGCUCAUGUGUAGUAAUCUUGGACGUGAUUAAGAUUAAGAUCUGUUGCGUAAUAUAUUCGUUUCACGCAAUAAAUGUGUGUUGAUGGUGGAAUAGGAGUUGUCGGACUGAUUACACGUUCCAAUGUUUUCAACUUUAAACGUAUGUGAGACUUUUAUUUCGAAAUUUCCACCGUAAUCCCUGUUGUAGUUGGGUUACCUUGACAGGAGUUUGUGUCGUGCCUGAAAGGACUGUGAAGACUUGCAGCGGCUUCGACUUGAGGAGUGACAACUUACGAUGGCGGGUGCUUUUCAUGUGUUUGCUCUUCGCUCUUCCCGGUUGUGUGGACGGUGGAAACGGUAGCAGGACUGAGCUCACAGCCGUUUCAGGUUUUCUCGCCAGGACAAACCCUAACCGUGAACUCCUGCGAGGGUGGCUUGGAUAUUCAAGGACAUUUUAACGUUUAACGGCCUUUUCUGUCGAUUGAGGAAAUCCAGCGUGUGGUUCUCCAGCGCAAUGAUGUGGCCAGAUUUUGUAAACACGGGCAGAAACGGCGGCUGAUAUCAUAUAACACACUCCCGGGCUGAUGAUGUUCCUGUGCGUGUCAUCUUUACAUGUCGUACCCGCACCCCUUCCUCUGCUGAAGGGCCAAACAAAUGUAAAGGAAAUCGGUUGCUGACUCUCAUCUCAAUCAUGGCAUCGUUUCCACACCUCAUCAAGUCGGCGGCAGUUUGAAACAAACCCGUGUUGCUGGUGACAGUGGUGACCCCCCCAAAACACGCAAGAAAGGCCGGUGAACUUUGAUUUGCUGAGUGCUGGAGUGUGCUGAAGCCGGAGGUGCAUCACUGGUGUGCAGCAGGUCCAGGAACCGUCAAUGUGGACUUCAGCUGGUGAUUUGACAAGUCACAUAUAGGACCCCUCCGGAGUCUCUCCUGUCCCCUCUCCCCCUCCCUUUCCCUCUGUCCCUCCCUCCCCCCCUUCCCUUGUCAAUCUUCUCCCCGAUCCCCCUUUCCCCUCCUCCAAGAUUCACCAUGCUCAUCAAGGAGUACCGCAUCCCCAUGCCCAUGAGUGUGGAGGAGUACCGCAUCGCCCAGCUCUAUAUGAUCCAGAAAAAGAGCAGAGAAGAGAGCUGUGGUGAAGGCAGCGGGGUGGAGAUUCUCGAGAACAAGCCCUACACAGAUGGACCGGGUGGGACAGGCCAGUACACCCACAAGGUUUACCAUAUUGGCAUGCACAUUCCCAGCUGGUUCCGCUCCAUCUUGCCCAAAGCAGCACUGAGGGUUGAAGAGGAGUCGUGGAACGCCUACCCUUACACCCGCACCAGAUACACCUGCCCCUUUGUUGAGAAGUUCUCCAUUGACAUUGAGACGUACUAUAAACCUGACCAUGGCAACCAAGCAGACGUCUUCAACAUGUCUGCAGCAGAGAGGAGACAGAGGACUAUUGACCCAAUCGACAUAGUGACAGAUCCUAUCCCUCCUCAUGAGUACAAAGCAGAGGAGGACACACGGCUCUACCAGUCAGCCAAGACCCAGAGGGGUCCUCUACAGGACGACUGGAUAGAAGACUACAACAACAACCCAGGGAAGACCCCCAUCAUGUGUGCCUACAAACUCUGCAAGGUGGAGUUUCGCUACUGGGGCAUGCAGUCUAAGAUUGAACGCUUCAUCCAUGAUGUUGGACUGAGAAAGGUGAUGGUGCGUGCCCACCGGCAGGCCUGGUGCUGGCAGGAUGAGUGGUACGGUCUGACCAUGGAGGACAUCCGGCAGCUGGAGCUGGAAACCCAGCUGGCCCUGGCAACAAAGAUGGCCCAGUUCAGUCAGGCAGACGAGGCCACAGAGGCCAACGGAGGUGCUCCGUCCCCAGACAAAGACCAGGAGGCGAAAGAGGCGAUCAGCUCCAUUGAAGCUGAGGAGGUGGUUGUCAGCUCAGGAGGAGAGACUCUCCAGCCACGAGGUGUACUCACCAAGCAGUGGUCCACUUCAUCUCGGUCCUCCCGCUCAUCUAAGAGAGGAGUGAGCCCAUCACGUCACAGCAUCUCAGAGUGGAGGAUGCAGAGCAUAGCGCGAGACUCAGACGACAGCUCGGACGAGGAAUUCUUCGACGCUCAUGAGGAUUUCUCAGACGGCGAGGAGGUCCUCCCGAAGGAAAUCGCCAAGUGGAACUCCAACGACUUCAUGGACAAGAUUGAAGCUGCGGAGACAGAGGAAACCCCUGGUGAGCUGUUCAAGGAAAUGGCGGUGGAUUACGAAAGGGCGAUCAGCGAGGAAAGACUAGACGAGAUGCGUGGCUCGGUUAGAGGCCAAGCCGAUAGUUCUCCCAUUCCCACCAUCACGGUAACAAGGCACCAGUCUGAGAGCUCGUCCCAGCAGUGUCUGCAGCCGUCCAAGAUCCACGUGCUGAUCUUGGUUCUGCACGGAGGAAACAUCCUGGACACAGGCGGAGGAGACCAGAACAGCAAGCAGGCCGACGUCAACACGAUAAAUACAGUUUUCGACACAGUCAUGCGUGUCCACUACCCUGCGGCGCUGGGACGCAUCGCCAUCCGCUUGGUACCCUGCCCUGCCAUCUGUGCCGAGGCCUUCUCCCUGGUGUCCAACCUGAGCCCAUACAGCUACGAUGAGGGUUGUCUCUCCAGCAGCCAGGACCACAUCCCCCUGGCAGCGCUCCCCCUCCUGGCCACCUCUGCUCCGCAGUACCAGGAGGCCAUGGCCACCGUCAUCAUCAGAGCCAACCAGGUGUACACAGACUUCAUAAAGUCCCUGGAUGGCGCAGCCUUCUCCGGCCAGGUAUGCCUCAUUGGAGACUGUGUUGGAGGAAUCUUGGGAUUUGAUGCACUUUGCAGCAGCAAUCAGACAGUUAAUGAAAGCCAGAACAGCAGCCGCAGGGGCAGUGUCGUCAGUGUACAGGACCAGGACCUCCUCUCUCCUGGCAUCAUCGUCAACAGCGGUCACGGCUCAGCCUCUCCGACCCUGGAGGGCAGCCGCCACCUCAGUCGCAGUAACAUCGACAUCCCUCGCACCAGUGACGAUGCCAAGCGACAAAUGCCACGCAAGAGAAGUGACUCCUCCACCUACGAGCUGGACACAAUAAAACAACACCAGGCCUUCCUGACCAGCUUACACUCCAGUGUUUUGCGGAACGACACAGUCUCACGCAGGUCGAGCAGCAGCACUAUGCUGGAUGGAGGCUCCUUGGGGAAGUUUGACUUUGAAGUGUCUGACUUUUUCCUGUUUGGGUCUCCGUUGGGCUUGGUACUCGCCCUGAGAAAGACUGUCAUUCCUAUGCUGGACGUGGCCCAGCUACGACCCGCCUGUCAGCAGGUUUACAAUCUGUUCCACCCAGCCGAUCCCUCAGCCUCCCGCCUGGAGCCACUGCUGGAGAGGAAGUUUCACCUCCUGCCUCCCUUCAAUGUGCCCCGUUACCAACGCUUUCCCCUGGGGGAUGGAAACUCCGCCCUACUGGUGGAGACAGUCCAGAGCAACGCUCAGCUGCUACUUGACAGCGGGCCCCCCCUGUCCCUUCGCUGUCAGGAGACCAUCAGUGAGACCUGCAUCCCUGUGCCGGUGCUAAACUGGCAGGAGGGCUCCCUCAAAGCCACACCCACCACUAUGGAGUCGGAUGUUGUUCAGUCUCAUGGUGGUGUCUUCAUGGACAGUUCGUACCCCUCAUCCCCCGUAACGGGCCCCCUCUCCCGGGGCCAGCGGAGGGCCAGUGAGGUCAGCAUUGCCAGCCAGGUCUCAGGAAUGGCAGACAGUUACACUGCCACCAACAUAGCCAACACGAAAUCAUGCCAAAUUAACCAAUCCAAAAAGUUCAGCCUUCUGUCCCAGCUCGCCCUUACAUCACAAAACAAAUUCUUCCUGAAAACUCCUCCUAACUCCCGUAAGAAAACUGAGGCUGGCAAGGCUGACGGAUCUCCUGAUGCAGAUGUAGUGGCAGAGCUGGACAGUGAGGUGGACGCUAGUGACGUUCUAAGUCCCACUGGCCAGUACGAGAACUGCCUGUCACCCGGGCUGGACAAUGCUAUAUCUGAUCUGGUCUCACUGGACUCCCAGGCUGAAGUGGACCAAGUUGCAGCACGUUGGUGGGGCACAAAGCGGCUGGACUUUGCCCUGUACUGCCCCGAUGCUCUGACCGCUUUCCCCACAGUGGCUUUACCGCACCUCUUCCACGCAUCAUACUGGGAGUCCACUGAUGUUGUGUCUUUCCUCCUGAGACAGGUCAUGAGGCAUGAAAACUCAAGCAUCCUGGAGCUCGAUGGGAAAGAAGUGACUGAAUUCACCCCGUCCAAACCUCGAGAGAAGUGGCUCCGCAAGAGGACUCAUGUGAAGAUCAGGAACGUGACUGCCAACCAUCGCGUAAAUGACGCUGUGUUCACAGAAGACUCCCAGCAGACUGUGACAGGUCGCUUUAUGUACGGCCCUCUGGACAUGGUCACCUUGGCCGGAGAAAAGGUGGAUCUUCACAUCAUGAGGCAGCCUCCAUCAGGAGAGUGGGUGUACUUCAACACAGAAGUGACCAACAGCAGCGGCCGCGUGUCUUUUGUCCUCCCAGAGGACAAACGUCUGGGCAUCGGAGUCUACCCAGUCAAAAUGGUUGUCAGGGGCGACCACACAGUUGCAGACAGCUACCUGACGGUUAUUCCACGUGGCACAGAGUUCGUGGUAUUCAGCAUCGACGGGUCGUUUGCAGCCAGUGUGUCGAUCAUGGGCAGUGAUCCCAAAGUGCGGGCAGGAGCUGUGGAUGUCGUCAGGCACUGGCAAGAUUUAGGCUAUUUGAUCAUCUAUGUGACAGGACGACCAGACAUGCAAAAGCAGCGUGUAGUGGCUUGGUUAUCUCAGCACAACUUCCCUCAUGGCAUCGUCUCCUUCUGUGACGGCCUGGUCCACGACCCGCUCAGACACAAGGCCAACUUCCUCAAGUCGCUGACAGAGGUUCACAUGAAGAUUUUCGCUGGCUAUGGAUCAACCAAAGACAUUUCAGUCUACACCUCCAUUGGCCUCCCUCCCUCCCAAAUAUACAUCGUGGGAAGACCCUCCAAGAAGAUGCAGAACCAGUGCCAGUUCAUCACAGAGGGAUAUGCGGCUCAUUUGUCCCAGCUGGAGUACAGCCACCGUUCUCGACCAGCCAAGUCCAGCAGCGCACGCAUGGUCCUACGUAAAGGCAGCUUCGGCUUGGGUGCAAACAGCGACUUCCUGAGGAAGAGGAACCACCUGCUGCGCACCAUCUCCUCCCAACCGGCCCCCAGCUCCCCGACAGGCAGCAUCCACAACAGGCCCGAGCGCACACAGAGCCAAUCGGACGGCGAAAGGCUGGAGCGAGAGCGGCUGGAGUGCGCUCACAGCUACGGCCAGGGAGCUGCACAGCGCAGCAUGAGCAUCACAGCCAGCUGCUGGGGCCGCAGCAGCAGCACCAAGCUGGAGCCAGGCGUUCUCAGCCCCAAAUGAGAUGCGAGAGACGUUGUGAGAGCAGUUUCGGCAGAGUGACUUUAAAAUGCAAUGCUGAGGAAGAUACCCAAGACAAAGAUAAAUGCAAAGAGUGAAAAACAGUUGCACCAGAUGGGUAAAUACCACGAUGAAAACAACAGGUGCUACAAACCACUCUUUAUAAACUAAUGCCAGUCACACUCUACACAGAUAUUUAUGAACAGAGGCUUGAAUAUAUUUAUUAUACAACACACACAAACAGCAGACAUUUCAACGAGCAUCUUCCUGAAACAGGAACAUGCAUACAAAGAGACAUAGCAUAUAUUGUAGGGAUCCAGACUGUUUCUACUGUUUAAUAAAUAUUUAUCAGUCUUGAAUACACGGUCAGUUUUCCUCAUACAGCAGGCUUAUAGAUUGGAGAUGGUUACAUAAACAAGCACCCCAAUGCUGUAUACUUACAACACAAAGCUGUUACAGACAGCCUGAAUCUGCUCUGUAACAGACUACUGCCACUGCAAGCACAGCAAUUACUAAAGAGAUCAGCUUUGUUAAUAGAGGUUUUAAAGCUACGUCCUUUCUAUGUGAUAAUCAGAUAUGUUCUUGGAAAAGAGCUGAGAACCAGGUAAAACUGGAUUGAAUGUGUUUCUCAGUGUGAACAAACAAACACACAAUCAUUAAACAAAAGUUUUUUUUUUCACUUUUUUUAGCAUUAGCAUUAUUUCUAUUUAUUUUUUAUCUUACCAGGAUAAGGAUAACCAGGUCCCAUUGACAUUUAAAAAAGCUGUUUUUAAGGGAAUUCUGUCUGAAAUAAGCAGCAGCAGCAGCACAAGAUAAAAACAAGUGAUUGUAAUCAGACACCAAACAGAAGAUACAAUACAAGGGGCAAAGUGCAGCACAAGCCACACAUAUCAGUUUAACCCCAAGAGACCCGCAGGACCACCGGAGAUAAUUGUAGUUAGUCCUCGGCUUUUGGGCUUUUUUAGGUGUUGUUUGUUUAAUAUCUGCUCUAGCUCCACCAAAUUUUUGUACAAUAAUAUGGUAAUAAUUAUGGUCCAAAAUGAUGAAAUAUUGCUUUGUUGUAAUCAAAAUUGUAGUUUUUUCUUUGGGGAAGACCCUCAAACUCCUCAACAUUUGUGCACAUACAGUCAUGGAAAAAAUGAUUGGACCACCCUUGUUUUCCUCAAUUUAUUGUUCAUUUAAUGCCUGGUACAACUAAAGGUACAUUUAUUUCAACAGAUAUAAUGAUAACAUGGUUAUCUUGAUAAUGAUUUAGGUUAUUAUCAAGAAAACCAUGGAAAAUGGCUAGAUAUCAGCUCUUAAAUGAAACUCUUAUGAGCUAUUUUUGUUGUUAUCAUUAUAUUUGUCCAAACAACUAUACCUUUAGUUGUGCCAGGCAUUAAAAUGAACAAUAAAUUAAAGAAAACAAUGGUCUAAUUAUUUUUUCCAUGACUGUAAGUCUUCUUUAAACUAAUGCAGAAAACACUGCAUAAAAGCCCUUUUCCCACUGUCAUUACAAAUGUAUAAAAGUCCUGUGACCACGGAGAGUACUGUCCAGCUAUGAAGUACACAUACAUAGAUUUAAAAAACAGUUAUUGCUCUGUGAGACAAAAUGAAAUGAUUCGAUCACAAUCUACCACCUGUUGCCUGCACGCUUCUAACAUUUACAAACCAUAAUGACUAAAUAAUGUUUCUCCAAACCAUACAGUCCAGUUUUACUUGUUUUCUAGCUGUCCUUCAGACCAAAGAACCAUCCAAAUAUCACAUGAAGCAAACAGCGAAAUUACCCUUUAAUAACUACGGUUGCAGCUGAAACUGUUCCUGGGAUUUUCUAGCAUUUCACCACAUCUCACCGCACUGAGCUGCUGAACCUUCUGAGUCAGUAAUGUGUGACUCAGUUAUGGGAUAUAAACUCUUACUACUGUAUGGUUAAUGUGCCAAAGUAAACAGUAUAGAAUGAUAUGCUGUAAAUGAACAGACAGGAAGUGAGAAAGGUCUCUUGUGUAAAAAUGGAAUGGAUUGUGUAAGUAUGUGAUUGAAUGGCUUCACAAGGCUUGUACAUAAUUGUUAUAUUACAGUGCAGAUCUGGUAUCUGGUCCACUGAAGACCAGUUUCAAGUGUCUUCUUUACUCUGGGGGUAAACACCGCCUCAUUCAGGAUACACUUUAAUGAUUGAUGAUGAUAAUUAUUGUUAUUUAAGAUUAUAGAUAUUUUAAAAAUGUAUGGAUUUUGUGAACAAAAUGUGUUUUAAGAUUACUUUAUAGCUAUAUUGUGUUUUUAUUUCUUCAAACUUCAGUUGCAGCAGCCAAAACUAAAAGAGGUCUUUGCCUGGCACAGUAUUGUAUUUUUAUUAUGUUAUCUUGCAGAUCACCAGACUUGUAUCAACAGAACUGCUAUCUUGUGUCAUAUAUUGUAUGUUUAUUAUCUAUUUUGGAAAUUUGGGAUAAGGCUUCUCUCGGGUUAUCCCUACGCUGUAAAUGAAGCGUUGAAUGUGCUCAUAGAUAAUCCUCCUUAGGUUAAGGUCUCUUUUUUCUGUUCUGCUGCGCCUUUUAGAGGAAGAAAAAUCUGCAAAUUGUAAAUUCUGUACAAAAUGCUGUCAGAAGUAGGAACACAGAGCUAAGACUUACUUCAUGCUGUUCGCCAUUUGUUUCUGAAAUGGGUACAAAUUUGUGAUUUAUUCAUUCAAAUUAUGUUUAUUUGCCCCUCUAAUAGUCACGUAGAGAGAUGACUGCAAUGGACCAAUAUUGGCUCAAAUGUAAGGGAAACGUGCAAUAUUACUCAACCGCACCACAAACGGACUGUGUUGAGGAAUGGCACAGUGCAUUGACAAUCAGUUCAACAGGCACAUAUUCUACAGACGUCAAACUGCAGAGGGAAUAGGAACAUUCAUGAAACGCACAGGGUACUCAUGCAGCAUUGGUAGAUUUCGUUAAAAAACAAAGUGCCACUUACCUGAUAAUGGUGUGAAAUCUUCGCUUUGUUUUUGAGGCUUGGAUCACCGGUUCCAGACCCCCAGGGAGCUCGACACAAGAUUUAUUUUACUUUACACAUUUCUUAAUUGCAGAGUUGACAGUUUUGCUCUCAACCCUUUUCUGUUUGACUCCAUUAAAGCCACCACAAGGAAAAGGGUGCAAUGGAUUUAUAAUUCAAGACAAAGCAAGAGCAUCAUUGCAAAACAGAAUGUGGCACAAUAAUCAUUUUAUUUCAAGUUGUUUUCAUAAUCUAUGAGCAAAAAUUUUAAUCGCCCAGUGUAGUGACGUGUAACGCAUUCAGAGCUGUUUCUAGCAGUCUUGGUGAAGAAAGGUGUAGUUAUAAACCGUACCAAAGUCCCUCUGCGUUUUGACCAUUUCAGAGAUUCGGCCUGAAGCCAUACAUAAAAAUCUUUCGAAGGCUCUUUGUACAUUGAUAGCAAUUAGAGAAAAAAAGGGAAUACUGUAAAACGUACACUCAUCUAAAGAUGGUUACUACUCAACCAUAUGUCCUUCCGCAGAGAUCUGAAUCACCUGGGUACUCAAAUCCAGAGAAUGUAAAGAGGAAGCGGUGCGGUUAUCUGUGAAGUUUGGAUACCUCUGGGCAGAAAAUUGCCUCGAUUCUGCUUCUGACACACGCAUUACCAGAGGCCUUACAUUUCCCUUUUCUGCCUUACAUUGACCAUUGUGUUGCGAGGCCUGGAAUAACGCUGCUCACUCCCAAAUUGACAAGGAUAGACUGCUGCUGUUGAUAGACUUUGUGGAGAUAGGAAAAGGCCAUAUUUUCUUAAAAGGCUUUGGCUUGUUUUCACUUUCAAGGAAAUGUACAAAGGAGAAAUCUAUUUGACAUAUUUCACCACCAUUAGGCAAUCUGUCAAUGUCUCUAGCUCCCCGGGUUAAUGCAAUGCCACCGCUGUUAGAUCGACAGUUAGCAUUCAUAGGCUGUACAUAUAUAUAUGCAACAUACCUUGGUAAAUAUUUUCAUUGUACAGGGUGUGUAUCUUGUAGGUUUUGGAUAACUUCAUUUUAUCCAUUCCCUUGUGUUUUUAUGUACAGUGUAUAAAGAACAUAUAAAGAACAACUCA